This is a messenger RNA of Sorghum bicolor (sorghum), 4616 nucleotides long. Its product is annotated as metallophosphoesterase 1-like. The record is from RefSeq and is a predicted model, not a curated record. Lineage: Eukaryota; Viridiplantae; Streptophyta; Magnoliopsida; Poales; Poaceae. The coding region runs from base 136 to 1284 and encodes 382 amino acids. The transcript has 7 exons. Gene Ontology annotation, biological process: GPI anchor biosynthetic process.
GCUCGAGUCAUCAUCAUAAAAGAAGCAAGGAAGCAACCGCCCGCCCAUGGUCCAUGGCCGGCGGCGACUACACCCAAACCCCGACGCAGCCCUCACCCGCAUACCAUCCUCCUCCCGGUCUCCACGCCGGCGACUAUGGCGACUUGGCCCAACCCAGCCGUUCCGCUCCUCCUCGUCGCCGCGCUGCUCGCGCUUGAGGACUGGCUCUCCACGCCCUCUUGCUCGGGGGCCCCGCCCGCCGCCCACGGUUCCGGGGACCUCAGGGCCAUGAUGGUCGCCGACCUGAUGCUCCUCGGGUCGGAUGCGUCUUUCGCUGACCGCCACUUCCGCGACCACGUCAUGUCCAAGUUCUUCGCUAAUUCUAUUCAAAGAUUGAAGCCGGAUAUGAUCGUAGUCCUUGGGGACAUCUCAGCAAGAGGUUCAGAAUCAACGGAGGCCAAAUGGAUUUCUGUUAUUCAACAGUUUGAGGGGAUACUGGGACCUUACUCCACUCUUCCUCUUCAUAUUGUUUUGGGUGAUAAAGAUGUCGGCACUUGUGCGAAUUUGGAGGGUAAAUUCGUCCGCCGCUGGGCCAAACAUUUGCCAGGGUUGGAUUCAAGUGGAUGUGGCUCUUUUGAUAUUAGCAAUGUAAGUUUUGUGUCACUAAAUGCGGUUGCGCUGCUCUGUAGCAACAACGCCUUGCGGUUCAGCAUUGAGAAGGUUAUGGAGAGGGAGAACUAUCAUAUCCAAAGGGAAAGGGUUUAUAAAGCAGAAUGUAACUCUUUCGGAUGUGAAAAAGGUGAAAAUUUCGCUGACAUUAGUUGGAGGCAAAAUAACAUGGAGUCAGGGUCAGGUCCUGUUGUUUUGCUCCAUUUUCCAUUGCAUAAGUUUGAUGGAGAAGUUACUGGUGUUCCCACAUUUUCAGAGGUGGUUGUCCCUGAUCAUUCAUUAGCUGACUCAAGUUCAAAACUAAGUGGAGCUAAUGGCAGGAGGUUAUAUGAUCACUUGCAAACUCUUCCUGCGAAUUCAACACAAUAUAUUCUUCAGGCACUUAAACCAAGGAUUAUAUUUAAUGCUCAUUCUGGUAGCUUCUCUGUCUUUGUCCAUGCUGAUGGUACACGUGAAGUAACAGUACCAGCUAUGACAUGGAAGACAAGAGGAGUUCCUGGUUUUGUCAUUGCUACAUUUGAUACUAAAGGGUCUGUGACUCUGAGGUGCUGUUGCUUAGCUCGAGAAUGGCAUGUAAUUGUGGUAUAUUUAGCAUUCUUGUGCUUGACAGCUCUUGCAAUAAGAUGGUCACAUUGAUAUGAAUGAAAAGUCAAAUCUAAUCCAAGGUCAAUUGAUGAGUAGCACAUUUGGAUUCCGUAGAUAGGUACAACUCAUGAUAAGAAUUAUUCACAAGGAGAGUAAUAUAUUAGCAGGCUUUUGUUCUGAGGACCUAAUGGUGCCUAAUUCAGUCUGUGAAACUUGCUGAUAAAGCGAAGCAUCUUGAUGGUAGCUGACAGUGACACAUGCAGUAGCACGAAGCGCAGUGGCGGCAUCUGCAUGCUAAGGAUGAGGCUCUGCUGCUUGGCCAGAGCACCAAGUCAACCUCUCUGCCUGUUCAGGCUACAACUUUGAAGCAGUUUGUGGAGCUUGUGGCACUGCCUGACUGAUCAUAUUCAUUGCAGCUUUCUGGAGUGGGGAUCCAGGCACUGCAUCUCCAAUAUUGGUGUACUGCUCGGCUUGACUCAGCAUUGAGAAUGUAUGCAGGUUUUCCAGUCCAAUUCUCCAGUGUGUGUUGAAAUGAUUAGUGUAUUCUGUGAAAGUUCCAUCUCGGAUAAUUAUGCUUGCAAGGGCAUAAGCUGCCCUUUAUGCCCUGAUACAAAUAGCAGAUUCUUGCUCCUUUGUAUUGAUUACUUCACCUGCUAUGAACAUCGAAUGCUCUGCUCCCCAUCUCUGAAGAUGUGUAUGCUGGGUGUCUUCCUGCUUGUUAUUGCAGCCGCACCUUCUCACACAAACCGACUGCCACUGUUACCAUAGCCCGGCACUUUGCAACUAUUUAAUGGGUUACCAGUCAUGACCGAGUUACAGUUGUUGCCACCCUAUGCCACCUGGACCAGAUCUUCUUCGGGACCUAUGCCCACCCCUUUAUCUUCACUUCCCUGAUAUGUGAUACUGAGCAGCCAAACCUAGGGAUGGCAGUCAUAUGGGUUGGACCCAAGACCCGUGGGUUUUAGAUCUGACAGGGUGGGGCGGGUUUUGAUUUUGCGCUGCGGGUGCCCACGGCUCCCCAAAAUUCAAAUUUUAACUAUCAAUUUAGCCAAUGAAACAGCCACAGCCGCACCCCGGUCAUCCACGUUCCCAGCCGCGUGCCAUUGUCGUUUGUGGCUUGCCCGCUUUCCUCUCCUGACCACUGCCCUAGUGCCCCACACAUCCUGCUGUCUGCAUCCUCCUCCAAUCCACCUAAGGUGAGCUCCGAUUCACAAGAUUUGAAUUCUGUAGCAGUGAAUCAGGAGAUCUCGAGCUCUGUUUGGUGGGAAGGGCCACUUGUUCUAGAUGCCAAUUUCCUGCAUGCGCAUGAUCAGGAUCGUCUAGGCAUAUCUGGCACUUUAUUGUACUGUUCCUUUUAACUGAUGACAAGGUUAAGUUGAACUGAUGCAUAUCUGGAAGACUCGAACAGUAUAUUCUAGUUCUUAUCCUGUAUCAGCAAUGUUAUAUCAUUUUUGCCAUUUAUGAACAAUUCAAUUUGGGCAAAACCUUCGGAUCUGAUCUAGUUACAAGUAUAUACAUGUAUUAUGCCUACUAACUCCGACUGCUUUGCAAAAAAAAAAAAAAAAACAUCGGGUGUACAUGUGUACACCCAUGUCUUUACUGGGUCCGCCCCUGCUUGUCAGAUACCGGGAACCAGAGAUUUUCCUCCCUUUCUGGGAAUCUCCUUGCCUAAUGUCAAGGCCGUGGUGUUGAUUUGCAUGGAACCUUGACAUUCGAUAUGAUGUCGAUAGCUAGUGACAUAAAAGAUGCUAUCAGGGGAACAAAUUGUAACCAUUUAUUUGAGUUUACUUACAAGUUGCAAUCUGAACAUGAUGUUUACUAGACCUUAUUACUUGGCCCUCGUCAAUUUGAAUUUGCUACCUGCAUAAUUUAGAAAGAAACCAAAUAAACAGUUCAUGAUGUUGUAAACUUGCUAGGUGACAGUGCUCCAGUUUAAUGUUGGUAAAAAAGAAUCAGCUUUAGUUAUAAAAUAGAACUGUCAUACUUGUUAAGAAGCUGUCAUAUGCAACCUUCACUGCAGUAAUUUGGUGCAGCUUCUGUUGACAAUAGGGGCGAUGCCAUUUUUUUUUAACCACAGAUGCCACGUUAUACUACCCUGGUGCACAGGCACCAUGGUACAGGCAAAUUUCCGUAGUAAUUUGACUAAUAUUUACCAUAUAUCACAAGAAAUAUUUAGGUACUGCUUUGGUGGUGCACAACCUUGAUUUCAUUGCUAGCUUCACCCCUGGUUGACAAAAUAUUGUUGAUUACCAGAUUGCAUCAUGAAAUAAAUCCUCUAUUUACUGAAUAAUGGGCAUACAUUGUUCCCGUCUUUGCUGCCUGAAAGAAAUGGUUAACAACUGCAAUUACCUCCUUAUACUGAUCAGGACCUUAGUAUAGUGCUCGUGUAGUUUGACUCUUCUUUUUUAUAUAUAUUUGUAGCAGAAAUAGUGAGAGUUAGUGUGCUUAAUGAUGCCUCAAGAGCAUGUACAAUGCCGAGGAUCACUUGCUCAAUUUGUUUGGCUACGGAUCCUGAUUCUCUCUGAAAUGAACUAGAAUCAGUGCAAAACACCCUUUUCAGUGAUUCUCCUUCCUAAUGUUAAAGGAGAAACGUUUCUAGGUGAUUCAGGGUGAAACGUUUCUGUUUUUUCAGCGUUUGGUAGAGAUUCAGGUGAUUCUGCCCAGAAUCAGAAACGUUUCACCCAUCCAGACAGGCUCGUAAUCAAGUAUGCGCCUACUUUUGGUGGUCAAGAUGUAAAACUAUGCUAGGACCGUUUCUAGCUCUCCAUGAUUGAUGAUGUUGCUCUUUUUACUGCAGGAUACAUUGGUGAGUUUGAGUUUAUUGAUGAUCACCCUUCUGGUUAGAUAGUUGUUGAACUCAACGGUAGACUGAACAAAUAUGGUGUGAUCAGCCCGUGCUUUGGUGCUUUGAUGUUGACGUUAAGGAAAUCAAGUUCUGGACUGUGUGUCUGCUUCCCUCACGUUGGUUUGGGUACAUCGUUCUACCACCUCUGCUGGCAUCAUGGAACAUGAAGAGGCGAGGAGAAAGAAUGUGGGAGGCAAGGUCCUUGGGUUCUUUUACUAGGACUAGGAAUUUUUUUUCUCGAAAACGCAGGAGAACUGCGCUUCAUUAUAUUAUCCAGUUGUGAGAUCAUCGCUGUAACCGUUUGGGUUAAAGAUCAUAGUUUCAUAGCUGUGUAGGGUUUAAACAGGCAGAGAGCACCUAUGCCUGUAUUGCCUCUUUCUGGAUUCUGUUGACCCAAGGGUCAUUGAGUUGCAGCUCUCUUUUUGGCUGUUGCCUGUAAUCUGCUUGUGCACCAUGGUAAGCUUGGUUAUUUGAUAAACUCUGGGAAACACCUCUCAAGGCCGGUUGAGUUUACUCAUAUAUCGGCUGUGUCGUCUGA